CACAUUCUUUUGGAAAGCAACUAAAGAUUUGAAACAAACUAGAGAAAAGGAAGAAAAUAAAGCAGUGAACAACCGAGAAAGCGAAAGGGAAGAAAAUAGAAGAAUAAAAGUGAAAGUAAAACAAAGAAAAAUGGCCACUUUUCGAAGAUUAACACAGCAGACUUAUAAGAAGACUGUAUUUUACUCAAACAUGCGCAAUAUAUCUACGUCAGCCACAGGACAACAACGAGUAGCAGAGCUUGACGACACAUUUAUAACGGAAUGUCCUAUGAGGAAAACUUUGAACGUUCUCAAGACAUAUGCUUCGGAAGAGCGAGCGAGCAGUAAUUUGAUUGGACGUCCAUUUGAAGAGAUACCUGGACCUAAAGGGUUGCCAAUCUUAGGAACGCUUCUCGAUUAUUUCAAGAAAGAUGGCUUGUCCUUUACAAAAAUGUUUGAGGCAUACAACAAAAGAGCACUAGAAUAUGGUCCAAUAUUUCGAGAACAGAUCACAACAGUAAAAACAGUAGUAAUAAGUGAUCUAGAUGAAUAUAGCAAAGUUAUCAAAGCUGAAGGCCGCUUCCCAAAUCGACGAGAAAUGGAACCAAUGAUGUACCACCGUUAUCAACGAGGAAUCGAUCUUGGAUUAAUCAACUCGCAAGGCGAAGAAUGGCACAAAUACAGAUCAGUGCUGAGCCGAAAACUUCUUCUCAGUAAAGAGAUACAGCAGCAUUGUUCAGCGAUGGAUGCAGUUGCCAAUGAUUUCAUCACCAGACUUGACUUGUUACAACAGUCGGAAAAUGGAGAAGUGCAUAAUUUAGAACAUGAAAUUUUCAAGUGGUCUAUGGAGUCCGUCGGUACGGUACUUUUUGAGGAAAGAAUCGGCUGUCUUGACCCAGAACCACCAAAAUUAGCUUUGGAUUUCAUCGCUAACCUGGUCGGCUACUUCAAGCUGAUGCAGCCGUUGAUGUACAACGCUCCCAUUUAUAAAGUAUUCCCUACCAAACAGUGGAACCAGUUCGUGAGUUUUGCAGAUAAUGUGAUGAACAUAGGAAAAACUUUUGUCGAGAGAAAGCUAAACAAACUACAGAAAGAGAUAGAAGACGGCAACGUCAAUAGUGAAGAAACCUCAAAAUUUCUAUCCUACUUACUCACCCAAAAAUCCUUGUCUCUUUGUGAAGCUACUUCAUCUGCAGUUGAUCUUCUCAGUGGAGCUGUAGAAACCACGUCUAACUCCAUAGUCUGGGUAUUGUAUUGUCUUGCUAAAAAUCCACAAGUCCAAGAAGAGAUAUACAAAGAAGUAUGUAAAAUCGUUGGUCCAGGAGAGGAACUGACACCUGCGAAACUUACCAGUAUACCACUGGUGAAAGCCUGUCUCAAGGAAGCUCUUCGGAUUUACCCCAUCACCUUCGCCACCAGCCGAGUUACAAACAAAGAUAUAGAAGUAUGUGGUUACCAUAUUCCAGCAGGUACCCAUGUCCAGUGUAAUGUGUAUGGUCUAGGACGCAACAGUGACGUUUUCCCACAACCACUGGAAUUUCGCCCUAAAAGAUGGAUCGGUAAUCGUUCUGACAACAAUGGCAAAGCCCUUUACAAUCUAACAUGGGGUCAUGGACCCCGAAUGUGCAUUGGUCGAAGAAUAGCUGAGCAAGAAAUCUUUAUUCUCUUGACGAAGAUUAUUCAGAAUUUCCGAUUGGAAUACCACCACGAAGAUGUUCAGCCAGUUCUUAACACAGUUAUGACACCAGACAGACCACUUCUAUUAAAAUUCGUUCCACGAGAUCCAGAAAACCAGUAAUUUAAAUGAAUGAAUCAAAGUCAAGAAGCGCAAAACCUGUGAUAUUUUAAUUGGCCAAAAUAUUUAUUUUUGUUUUUAGUGGGUAAGACGGACAGAGG
This is a messenger RNA of Octopus sinensis (East Asian common octopus), 1875 nucleotides long. RefSeq names its product cytochrome P450 10-like. The record is from RefSeq and is a predicted model, not a curated record. Bases 131 to 1777 code for a protein of 548 amino acids. Gene Ontology annotation, molecular function: oxidoreductase activity, acting on paired donors, with incorporation or reduction of molecular oxygen; heme binding; monooxygenase activity. NCBI's taxonomy places the organism in Eukaryota, Metazoa, Mollusca, Cephalopoda, Octopoda, Octopodidae. The transcript is spliced from 12 exons.